AUCUAACGGUUCCAAUAAGCUUCAUGGGGCCUAAUCGGAUGGUUCAAGUUCAACAACCAAAGUCUUGUCUGAGUCUCUCUAUUUGGUUUUUUUGAUGUCUUUUAAUUCCUUGGAAGACUUAAUUCACACGUUGUUGCUGAGAAGACAAGAGGGUAGAGGAGAUUGCUUUGCAGCUUGAGUAUAGGAUAUUGAAUCAGGUGGGUAAUUUUGGCUGACAGAUGCAUUCUCCUAUGGGACAAUCAAAAGCUUCAAACCGACCUCAGACAAGAGGUUGUGGAAGUGUAAAUCAAUUUCAAAGGAGAAUAGAUAAGAGGAAGAAAGACAAGAAGAAGGGAUUUCAAGGGUUGACAGCUGACCUGGAAGAGAUGAUAAAAAGGUUGAUAGCCGAGUACUCUCAAGUUCCUGCAAGAGCUCUGCAGCAAGAAGAAAAUUCUGAUUCCCACUCGGUUAACCAGGCCCAGGAUCCUCAGGGGAUGGACUCUAAUAUAGGAGGAACUCCUGAGGAGCUUGAUGGGCUGGGACUUCACGAUUUACCGGACGAACUGAUGUCCAAUGAAUUGGAUACUAGCGAUCCUGCUGUCCAACCAAACAUGACAUUGGCUGAAUUCCUCAUGAAAAUCGAUGAGGAUGUUCAAAGCAAUGUUAAUAUCUCCAACUUCAUGAUUUUUUUAGAGGGGGAGCACAAAACAAUUGGAAGAUACAGCUUCCCACUCUCUUUGGUUCCGACCGUUGAAAGGCUUGUUAGUGUCUAUGGUGAUGUUUCAGCUUCGAGUUUAAUGAACCCCAUUGUUACAGGCCAAAUCUAUAUAGUUUUCUGUGCUACAAUCAAAGAGAUGGAGCAUCUCCACCUUGAUCAGCUUUCACUAGAGAAAAUGUUGAAAUGGCGAGAUGCCAUCAAGGAUGCUCUCCGCAUCAAUUUCAACGUGGAUUUUGCCAUGAAUCAUCUUAAGAAAAUAGCGCGGGCAUAUUUCGGCCUGGCAGGAACACAAGUACUCCAGAGCAUAGAUGACAAAUUGGAGGCCUUGUACCAGGAACGUGCUCAAACAUACGAGAGUUUCCAGGACUGCCUGGGUGAUGCAGAGGACUUUUCUGGCAAGUCUGUCAGCACUGGUUUAUUUCCUUAGACUCUCCCAGUAUACCAAUAACGGAUUCGGAUAGACACGUAUCCAUAUCCGAAUACCAUAGAUUCUAGGUGUGCGGUUCUUUACUUUUCAACUUGUUUCUUCUUUUACUUGUGUGGUUUCUGAAGUUGCAGAUGGGAGAUGGGAUUUUCUCAGAAGAUACUAAUGUUGAAGAGUUCUACAGGUCACGUUUGUCACCCCAGUAACAGUACAGUUUACUCACCUUAGCCAUACUGUUAUUAACGUGCAGUGCGUCAUCUGUAUAACUCUUCAACAUCGUCAGAGGUUAAGUUGAAACAUAUUUUUGAUCCCUAACUUAAAAACUUAAAAGCUUUUCAGGUUAAGGGAUCAAGAAUGCGUUUGGAUCUAAUCUCUAACAGAGAUCCAUCUCUAACAGAUACACUCAUCAUUGUGUAAAAGUCAGUUUUGUACUGUGAAAUACUCUAGUAGGAUUGCCUUGUAUGUUUAUGUUUGAAUACUUGCUCCAUGAACUUGAGCUUUGUCAUAUGUAAUAACAAUGGCUUUUGAGUUUUGCAUAAA
Messenger RNA from Theobroma umbraticum, 1661 nucleotides. RefSeq lists its product as uncharacterized. The record is from RefSeq and is a predicted model, not a curated record. NCBI's taxonomy places the organism in Eukaryota, Viridiplantae, Streptophyta, Magnoliopsida, Malvales, Malvaceae.